CCGCGGAUACCGACAAUUGGAGCGUUGGAGGAGAAGCAGAGGAAAUCCAUAGCAGCACAGCUUCGCGAGACAGCUGGGAGUCCGAUCGAUUUGGAGGAGCGGCACAACCUGGUUAAUUCCGAGGACUUUGGGAGCGCGAACAAGGCCGAGUUCUCCGGCUCGAUUAUAGCCCGUGAUGUUCUGGGGCCUUGGCGGAUUAACGUCAUGGCCACCUCGGACGCCAUCGGCGCUGUUGCCGCUGCUGUUCGGCACGUCCGGUGCCCCAAGUGCCACAGCGUGCUCCAGGAGCCCGCCGGAUUCCCCGUGUACCAAUGCGGCGGCUGCGGCGCCAGCCUCCGAGCCAGCCCCCGUGCCGCCAGUAGCCCUCCAGCUCCAGAGCCCCCCGCGGACGUCCGCGCUGCCGAUGCCGCUUCGCCGGACAGCGUCCUCCCGGCCCCGCCGCAGCGGAGCCAGAGCAAGGGCGAGGCCGGCGAUGUCGCGAGCACCAGCGCCGCCGCUGCCCUCGACGCUCCGACGGAGAACGCCGGUGAUGUCGCGCCUGAGGUGAAGCCGCCGGUCGUCGAGGAGAAGGGACAUGAUCGUCGUCGGAGCGCCGACCGGGAAGCGGGUGCGAGCUCUGAGUCUCGAAGGGGAACGGGAGGGGAUGCCGUCCGUGCAGAGCGCGGCGCCGAUGCCAGCUUCUCCGGCGGGAGCAGAGACGCCGCCGCAGAUUCAGAGACGAGGAGGGAAGAAGAAGCCGAUGUUGCCGCGAGGAAGAAAGGUUCAGGCGAGACGGCACCGGCGCCGUCGAGACCACGGUCCCGGAAUCUCGAAGAAGCCCCGUCAAUGUCUGCUCCUGCCGCAGAGGAUUCCCGACCUGCGCUGAAGUCGAGACGGGAAGACGAUGCCGCGGCGGCGGCAGAGGAAAAGGCGCCGAGCCCGCCUCGCCACGCGCUGAGCCCGCUCCACGAGAAGAUCCUCAAGACGGUGGACGAGCUCAAGGGCGACCUCACGGAGCUUUUCAGCCAACCUCCGGAGGCCGUCGUCAAGCCAAGGAUGCCUCCGCGGCCUCCUCGCCAGCAUCUUCUUCCCAGGCAGCAGCAAGAACGACGCCACGUGCCCCGUCCGGCGGCCAUUCCAACCACCAGAGCUCGCCCUGCCGCCGCCGCCGCUCCCCGCGGCCUGCCGUCGCGGCGGUACCGCCGGUGCAGGGCCGACCCGUGCGGCCACAACGCGCGCCCUGCUGGAUCACCAUGCCAUGCCCACCACAGCUGCUGCUGCCGGGACCGGCAUUGCUGCGGGUCGCACAGGCCGCGGGAGGAGAAGGCGGCGGCCAUGGCGGAAGCGGCGGCGACGAAGCGGCGAGCGGCGCCGCCGACGAGGCUGCAGCAGCACUGCAGGCCGGUGCUGAAGGGCGCGCCGUUCAUCGUCUGCUCCAGCUGCUUCGCGCUCGUCCAGGUGCCCGCGGGAUUCGCCGUGUCCACCCACAUGGUGCGCGAGCUCCGGUGCGGCGCCUGCUCCGCCGUCCUGUCCUACUCCUACCGCGACCGGGACCGAGAAGCGAAGAAGAACCCCCCGCAUCCCCCGCAGGAGAACGGCCAUGGCGCGCGGCGGCCGGACCUGUUCGCGUUCAUCGACGACUUCGCGGCGCCGAGCAGCUACUCCACCACGGAGGACGACGAGCCGCAGCCGGAGCAGCCGCUGCACGUGUCGCGGAACUCGUCCUUCGAAUUCGAGGCGGAGAAGCCGCAGAAGCAGAGGAACAGCCUGCACCGGCUCAUGGGGUACGGCUCGGCGCGGGAGCUGCUUCUGCUGCCGCGCUCCCCGAGCCUCUACGAGCACAGGAGCGUCGACGACGAAGAAGCCAAGAGGACGCCGACGAGGGGCACGAGCAGGCGGCACGAGCACGGCGGCGACAGGAAAGGGAAGGGCGUCUGCCUCGACGCCGACACGGACGACGGCGAGGACGAUUCGGACGACGCCGGCGCGCUGCGGCGGCGGUCGUGGCUGCACGGGCGCGGCGGCAGGGGGGUUCCGCUGCCGCCGGGAGCCAUCAGGAUCAGGUCGUAGCAGAGCAGAGCAGAGGGGGAUCGACUGACAGACAGACUCGUAUAUACUGUAGGGAAAGAUGGGUUCAUUCAGAGUUUCAGACCAUGGGAUUCAGAAUUCUGAUGGGGAUUUUUUCAGCUGUUCGAAUUUCAGACUGACAGGGAGUACAUUGAUUUGCGUCCAUUUUUUAGGCAGGUGAGAGGGAGAUUGUGUAGGCGCAUCGGCAUAGUUUGCUAAUUUACAUUAUUUUUCAAAUGUAACAGUGUUACAAAAAAAGUGUACAUAUUGUUGCAUUUUGGAGAUUGAAAGGAAGAUAUUCAAGUCCGUAUGUUGGGUA
Brachypodium distachyon (stiff brome) is the source of this 2365-nucleotide messenger RNA. RefSeq names its product protein ENHANCED DISEASE RESISTANCE 4. The record is from RefSeq and is a predicted model, not a curated record. NCBI's taxonomy places the organism in Eukaryota, Viridiplantae, Streptophyta, Magnoliopsida, Poales, Poaceae. The coding region runs from base 205 to 2049 and encodes 614 amino acids. The transcript has a single exon. Gene Ontology annotation, biological process: regulation of defense response to fungus.